This is a messenger RNA of Clonostachys rhizophaga, 642 nucleotides long. Lineage: Eukaryota; Fungi; Ascomycota; Sordariomycetes; Hypocreales; Bionectriaceae. The record is from the annotation of a GenBank genome assembly.
AUGGCGACAACAAAAACAACCCCGUCCGGUAGUGUGCCUACAUCGGCCCAGGCCCAGAACACCCAAUAUCAGUGGGAGUCCAAGCCACAACACGUCCUUCCCAGCGCCUUGAAUGAGUCGGUUAUCGAUAGUAUGCUCGGAAAUAAUGUGCUCGAGACCGGCGGUGUGAUCCCGCAGGAGCAGGAGCAUCUAUGGGCCGUUAAGCCGCCCACUUCAAACGAGUUCCUCGUCCCAGGGAGCCCGAAAUUGAAUAAAGUCGAUGUAGUUCAUGGGCCAAGGGCCCGGACACCACCACCGCUGUUGUCCCACCAGCCGGUGUGCUUCAACUCGGAGGAGGAAGAGUACGGAUAUUACAUAGCCUCCGGAGACCAGUUAGAGCUUGAAGAUGGGUUUCUCUUGUCCCAGCUUGGCGACGGCCGAGACCCGUCUGUGACUCAACAAGCAACAAUGAGAUACUUGCCUGACCCGUACGGUGAGGAUAGUGACGAAAGGAAUAGGCUACAAAAUGGGGGAGAAACAUCGUUUGGAGGCUCACUGGAGUUUUUUUGCGCUUCAUUUCUCGAAAGUUGGGAUGUUGGGAUUCAGCAGACUGUUGAGACAAUUGGUUGUGACAGGGAAACAUCGGGACAGGCAUGGAGAUGA